This is a messenger RNA of Salvelinus fontinalis (brook trout), 8392 nucleotides long. Its product is annotated as zinc finger protein 32-like. The record is from RefSeq and is a predicted model, not a curated record. The transcript has 5 exons. Bases 6256 to 7947 code for a protein of 563 amino acids. Gene Ontology annotation, molecular function: DNA-binding transcription factor activity; RNA polymerase II cis-regulatory region sequence-specific DNA binding. Gene Ontology annotation, biological process: regulation of transcription by RNA polymerase II. Lineage: Eukaryota; Metazoa; Chordata; Actinopteri; Salmoniformes; Salmonidae.
UGUUAUUGUGACGUGUUUUCUAGUGGACGGGACGCUUCUUCAACAACAUUAUUCAUCAAGUCAGCCACCGAGAUGUAGCAUCUUCGGUCGCUUGCUAGCUAACAGCCAAAACAUUGGAGCUCUUUAGACGCCUUUGGUUUAUAUUUGUCUCUCUGUUUUAAACAUACUUUCGUUUAUAGUAGCUACAUGCCCAAUUUUAUUUAAUAUGUACAUUGUUAAUCAGGUAGCUAGCUGGUUUGCUAAGUUAGCUUAGCACCAGGCUACUCGUCAAUGCUAAAUAGCUAGCUACUAAAAUCCCCAACCAUGAGUUCACUAAGAUACUCCCCCUGCUAAAGAAGAUGAGGUCUGCCGGACGGAGAAAGAAUCUCGGGGGCUGAACGUUGUCGUAAAAUAAGAAGAUGAGGAUGAUAUUACAGUAAAAGCAGAGGAAGAAGCUUUCAGAAUGGAAGAGGAGGCUAUCAGUAUCAAAUUAAAAGAAGAGGAGGUGGCUGUUACAGUGAAAGAAGAGAAGGAACCUUUUGAAGUGAAAGAGGAAGAGGGGGUAGAAGUUUUCCCAAUUAAAAAGGAGAAAGCAUGGGCUAUCACAUUGAAAGAAAAAGAGGAUGUUACAGUCAAAGAAGCGAAAGAACCUUUUGUGGAAGCAGAAGAGGGGGCUAUCUUAAGAAAAGAGGAGGAAGAAGACGUUUUGGGAGUGGAUGGAGAGGAGGAGACUGAAGUUCUGAUUAACACCAGUUCACUGGCUGUUGAUGAGGUGAGACGCUACCGUCCCACAUAUCCUAGAGAGGUCAACACCCCAGCCAUCCUACAAUCUAAGCUAGAUGCCCUCAAUCUCACACAAAUUAUCAAGGAACCUACCAGGAGAGAGACCAGACUCUCACUCUGACAGCAGGAAGAAUCCUUCAGGGGAACCAGACCCAGAGACGCCCAAACCAGCGAGACAACAUCACUUUUCCCAGGGCAGAAAGAGUUUGACCAAGUUAGGGAACCUAAAAGAGCAUGAGAGAACACACACAAGAGAUAAGCAUUUUCAAUGUUCACAGUGUGGAAAGAGUUUUAUCUGGAUAGGAAGCCUGAAAAGGCAUGAAGGAAUACACAUAGCAGGGAGUAAGACCUACCACUGCUCUCAUUGUGGAAAGAGUUUUACUCAGUUAGGGAGCCUGACAAUACAUAAGAGAAUACAUACAGGAGAGAAGCCUUUCCAAUGUUCUCACUGUGGAAAGAGUUUUACCAGAAUAGGGAGUCUGAAAAGGCAUGAAGGAAUACAUACAUCAGGGAGGAAGACCUACCACUGCUCUCAGUGUGGAAAGAGUUUUACUGAGUUAUGGAGCCUGAAAAAACAUGAGAGAAUACAUACAGGAGAGAAGCCUUUCAAAUGUUCCCAGUAUGGAAAGAGUUUUACCCAGAUAGGGAGCCUAAAAGUGCACGAGAGGACACACACAGGAGAACAGCCUUUCCACUGUUCCCACUGUGAAAAGAGUUAUACCAGUUUAGGGAGCCUGAAAAGGCAUGAAGGAAUACACACAGGAGAAAAGGCCUACCACUGCUACCAGUGUGGAAAGUGAUUUUUACGAUCACAGGACCUAAAAUCACACGAGAGGACACACCGAGGAGAAAAGCCUUACCACUGCUGUCAAUGUGGAAGGACUUUUACCAGUUUAGGGAACCUGAAAAGGCAUGAAGGAAUACACACAGGAGAAAAGCCCUACCUAUGCUCCCAGUGUGGAAAGAGAUUUUUACAAUCACAGGACUUAAAAUUGCAUGCAAGGACACACACAGGAGAAAAAGCCCUACCACUGCUCCCACUGUGGAAAGAGGUUUACUCAGGUAGGGAGCCUGAAAAUACAUAAGAGAAUACACUCUGGCGAGAAGCUUUACCACUGCUCUCAUUGCGAAAAUACAUUUUCCCGGUCAGAGGACCUGAAAUCACAUGAGAGAAUAGAGAGGCUGUGUUCUGACUUAUGUUUUUGACUGAGAAUUUGUGUUUUUGUUUAGGCCACAAUAAAUAAUAAUGUUUAUAUAAAAUCAUACAAAAAAAUAGGCCUGUUUUUGUUUUUUUCAUCUCUAGACAUGAUCAUGUCUAUAAUUAGAUAAAAUAUUUUUAUAUGUGUAUUUUGUUUUAACUCUUUGUGUUGUCAUUAUAUUAUUUGGAUAUUGCAAAAUGUAAAUGGUUGUAUACAGUAGAUGGAGUUUUGCAUUUAUUGAUUCUAACUUUGAAAAGGAAUUUGAUUAUGAUUUGGAUAUUGUUUCAUUGAGUUAAUUUGUGUACUAGUCGUCAAGCUAAAGGUGUAUGAAAAUAUUUCAAAAGGAAUAGUUUCACCAUAUUAAGUUCACGUAACAGGGUUGACCUUAAAAUGAGGGACAGAUGUCAAUGAAUUACUAAUAACAUUAAAUAAAUCAUCUUCAGAAAUGACUGUGAAAGCAAUGGAGACAUUUGGGGAUUAAGUGGGCUAAAAUCUUCUUAAAGGUGUCAGGGUUGAUGGAGGGACAUGUCAAAAUGCUGAAUGUUGGCACUUUAGCAAGCCUUUAUUCAUACAAAUAUGUGGUCUAUAUUAAAGGGCACAUCAUUUAGUUUAACAAGCUUUUAAAAUAAAUAUUUGUACACAAUUUCUACUUACAAUAUCAAAGGCAUUCUUCGUGGAACGAACCAGGUGCUGAUUGUAAAAAAGGAUUUGAUUAAUGCAACAUAUUUUUUCUGAAUAUAUAUAUUAAAAGUGUAACACCAAUAUUAGACAUUUAUUAUAUACAGUACACCAGUAAAACAUUUGGACACACCUACUCAUUCAAGGGUUUUUCUUUUCUUUUUACUAUUUUCUACAUUGUAGAAUAAUAGUGAAGAUAUAAACUAUGAAAUAACACACAUGGAAUCGUGUAAUAACCAAAAAGGUGUUAAACAAAUCUAAAUAUAUUCUUCAAAGUAGCCACCCUUUUCCUUGAUGACAGCUUUGCACACUGCAUUCUCUCAACCAGCUCAGUGGUAGUCACCUGGAAUGCAUUUUAAUUAACAGGUGUGCCUUGUUAAAAGUUAACUUGUGGAUUUUUUUUUUUUUUUAAACACAAAAAACACUCAGUUAUUGUGAAAACUUUCAUCACCUUUCAAUGCUUUAGCAUAAAUGUUUAUACAUAUUCAGAUUGAGCUAUCUUUCUAAAAUGUGUAUAGUGUGCCAAGUUAUUUAGCCACAUUUAUUUACCACCACAGCAUAGACAAAGCAUUCGAGUGUUCCAUGCCAUGGAGGACUGCGGGACAGGGAUGGCUAUCCGCCAGGCUGCCAAGGUUAAGCAUAUUUUGUUUUUAGGAGAUUACCACAUGUGUGUGAAUUUUAUCUGCUAGUAAGUUUUCUUUUCUUAUCUACCAAGGUGCAUGGUACCUCGGCAGACCCUGGCGGACAGCCUGAGCGGCCGGGUGACCCAUGGUUGUCGCAGUGGACCGCCCACAUUGCUUGCACCAGAGGAUAAAAAAUUAUCUGGUGCAGUACUGUAUCUACUGCGCCGACCAAAUACGCAGGUUUUGGCACCCAGGGGAAACAAUCUCACCACUGGGGAAGAGGUGGGGGAAAAUGUUCAAGAGGAGGCACAAGAUCCUGAGCAUUAGGAGGACGGACACCCUAGACGGGGAGAGCUGAGUGUGCCACACGUCGGACGAUGGACACCUUCUUAACUUCUUAUGAGAAGCACUUGGAGGAGAGUGGGUUGAGGGAGAAACCCAGACAAAUCUAUAACUGCGAUGAGUGGGUUUCGUAGCGACCAGAGCAGGCACAAAGUGCCGGUUCCCCGGGGUACAAAACACAUGUAUCAGCAGGCUCCGGGGACCAAGGAGCACAUCACAGUGCUGUCCUGCUACAACGCAGCUGGGGAGGAUGUCCCCCCGUUUAUCAUCUACUCCAAGUGUUUCCCGGUGGCCACUACACACUGGGAUGCCUCCCAAGCUUUUUCUGGAUGGUCAAACAGUGACUAGAUUGACGGGGACCUGUUCAGGAAGUGGUUUCAGCACUUCAUUCAGCACGCAGUGAAGGAGCGCCCUCUCCUUCUCCUCUUCCGUGGACACAAGAGCCACAUGGACCCAGAGGUGCUCGCGGCGGCACUAAGGGAAGGGGUUAUACUUCUUUGUCUUCCACCACACUGCACCCUUGUCCUGCAGCCGCUGGACGUGGCAUACUUUGGCCCUUUAAAGGCUGAGUUUUCCAAGGUAGCUGGAGACCUCAGCCAUUUUUACCACUCCUACAUUGUAAACAAAUCAGAAUUUGCCAGAGUAUUCCGUUACACGUACCAGCGCUGCAAGGCUAUGUGGUGGAAGCGUUUAAGAAGUGUGGCCUCUUCCCCUUUGACCUUUCAGCCAUUGAAGGCUCCCGUUUAAUACCGUCUUGGUCCCUACCGGGUCCCACUACCGCCUCUCCUGGAACCAGCAGCACUGUGCCGUCCAUCAGCACCUCCUCCCCAGCAACCACAGCCCCUGCUCCAGUCCCAGUCCCUGCUCCAGCCCCAGCCCUAGCUCUAGAAGAACACCCCCUAAUAGAUGAGGGGCUGAUAGUGAAGGACAUGGGUUACAUCCUUACUGUCCUGAAGUAUCGGCUAGACCGAUAUAGAAGACUCCCUGUGGUCACCACAUGCCUCACCGGGGAGGAAUACACGUGCCAGUGGCAGGAGAGGGGUGAGCAGGAGAGGGCCGAGGCAGGGGAGAAAGCGUUGGGCAGCCCUCAGAACACAGAGGGCACAGGAGAGGGCUGCCAUGGAUGAGACCAUUGGCGCCAUCGCCUCUGCUGUACCUCUGUCACGCCACCCAUGGCAACACUCUAAGACGACACCAUUUUCUGUGCUCACUGCGGGGAGUGUGAUCCACCUGCAAGCUCCCUGCAGGUGUGUAGGUCCGAGGUGCCAUGGGGGUGCUGUGACUUCUGCCAGCACUGGUUCUACUGCAGGUGUGUGCUGUGACUUCUGCCAGCAGUGGUUCUACUGCAGGUGUGUGCUGUGACUUCUGCCAGCACUGGUUCUACUGCAGGUGUGUGCUGUGACUUCUGCCAGCAGUGGUUCUACUGCAGGUGUGUGCUGUGGGAUCUAGAAGUGGCAUUGGAGCUGGAUUUUUAUUGUGAUUUUUGUGACAAUAUAGGGAUGGAGGUCCAGAUUUAAUUGUUUGUUUUCCUAUUAAAUUAUUUAUGUUUAAAAAAAGAAGACAUGUCUAAAAUAAUAUUUAUUCAACCCAUCUUGUGUAUUUCUCCCUUUAAUUUCCAAGUGCAUCUCUGCAACACAAACUGCAACAGUGUUGUAAAUGUUUAUGUCUAUGCACAUGACUGAAAUUAGUUGUAUUUAAGUUUAAUACUAAAACAUGAGUUCAUCUACUUUCUCAAAACUUAAGAUUAAUCUGUAAAACAAAUUACGAGACAUUAUUACGAGACAAGCAGCCAUCCCCAGCUACGGAGUACCGGGUGAGAUGUGACCAGGUGGUGAAAGGAAACGUAUCUGUGCCUUCAUGGAGAAGUUCAGGGGUGGUGAGAGGGGAAGUGCCCUCAGAGGAAGGAGCACUCACAACCAGAGGAUAGAGCGGCUGUGGGGGGGAUGUCUGGCAUGGAGUCUCCAAUGUUUACCAUGACCUGUUCACCUUGGAGACGGAGCAGAUCAUCGACAUUACAAUGAGGUGCACCUGUGGGCACUGCACUUUGUAUUCCUGCCACGGGUGAACAGAGAUCUAGGUAGAUCCCUUUGCCUUACAAAGAACCCUUCUCUUCCAAAAAGGGAUCUUAUUUUCAAAACGGUUCUGUAACGUAAUAAAAUGUGGAAAAGGUCAAGGGGUCUGAAUACGUUCCGAAUGCACCGUACAAACAAUACAGAUGUAAGUAGAUAAGUUCUUAAAUGUUGAUGUGCCGUUACAUUUUCAAGCACUCAAUUGCUACUGUAGUUUAGUGCUACUAGAUACAAUUAUGUAUUGCAGAAAUGUUUUUAUGCAACACAGAAAUGUGGGGAAUUCACAAUACCAGAGGUCAUGAAUUUCCUAAAGGCAUUGUAGGUGCUAUGAAGAGGGAGCCUUAGUGUCACAGCACACGUGUUUGCCUCUGGGUACUUUUUCUUCUGCUGCCCAGCGAGACGCCCUCGCACUGUGUGGAGGAAUUCGAUGGUCGGGGUGUCCUCAAACCCAAGGGGUGGCACCACCGUUGCCCCAGUAGCAAACUCCAACACCAUCGCCACUGUUAGAGGAGGACAUUCUCCAUCUGAGGAGUACACAGUAAAACAUGUAAAAUACACAUUGAAAUCACAAAAUGGAAUAAUAUGCAGUUACCGAUAAACUUAAACAACUAUUACUAUUUUACCUUGCACCUCAGCCAGCCAGUUGAACCAGUGGCAGAUGGUGUCGUUCCCCAAACACCGCCGGUUACCGCCAGGUAUGGAAUAGGUUACUUUAAACAGGUCCCGUAUAUUGAUUACUUUAUUAAGCCUUUUCUGAUGUCCCUUCCAGCCUAUCUUCAAGAUACCACAGAUGUGUUGAACAAAAUUAAGGAAUUGAAGAAUAUAGGCACAGCUUCCUUUUUAGUCACCAUGGAUGUGGAGUCUCUAUACACCACCAUUGAGCAUCAACAAGGUUUGGCAGCGAUGCACCAUUUCUUGAGUACCCGGCCUGAAACUGAGAUGCCUCCUACAGAAUUCAUUGUAUCACUGACUGAAUGGACUCUUAAUCAUAACAUCUUUAUCUUCCAGGACCGUAUUUUUAAACAGGUCAAAGGAUGUGCCAUGGGAGCUUGCUACAGCCCUUCCUACGCUGGUUUGUACUUGGGUAAAUGGGAAAAUGACUUCAUUUUGGAUCCUUCUAAUAACCAUUUCUUUGACCGGAUUAUAUGGUGGGGACGCUAUAUUGAUGAUGUUUGCCUGUUUUGGUCCGGCUCAGAAGAUGAACUUAUUUCCUUCCACCAAUACCUUAACAGCAUUAACCCUAACAUCAAACUAACUAUGGAAUACAGCAAGGAUAACAUUCAUUUUUUGGACCUUGACAUUUCUAAAAAUGACAAAGGUUGUUUGAACACAUCAAUCUUUAGGAAACCUACAGAUGGGAAUACCAUUCUGAGGGCAGACAGCUUUCACCCCAAAAGGCUAAAAGAGAAUAUUCCAUAUGGCCAAUUCCAAAGAGUCCGCAGAAUUUGCGAUCAAGAAACAGACUACAGUGUCAAAUCUGCUGAAUUGGAGAAUCGCUUUUUGGAUCGGGGCUACAGCGUUCAGGUCCUGAAAGAUGCAGGUAUAAGGGCUGGAUUACUUGACAGAGAGAACUUGUUACGAAGAAGAGUCCCUCGUGAUACAUCAGAGAGAGUGUAUUUUGUUACAAAAUACAGCACUGAAGCAGAGAACAUUAAAAGAAUCAUUAAAAACAAUUGGGGAAUCAUCCAAAGUGAUACGCUACUACGCCAAGUCUUUCCUGAACCACCAGUCAUAAGCUUUAAGAGAUGUCCUACCCUAAAUGACAAAUUAGUCCACAGUUAUCUUCCGGGUGACUCUCAAAAAACUUGGCUUUACCACAAACCGAAGGGCUCUUUUAAAUGUAACCAGUGCAACCAUUGCAGUAAUAUUGCACAGAAAAAGUAUUUUGUUGACACAGCUUCUAAAAUGGAAUAUUACCUCAAGCAUUUUAUUAACUGCAAAACCACUCAUGUCAUCUAUAGAUUAGAAUGUCCACAGUGCAAGGUGUUCUACAUUGGACGGACAAAGAGACGCCUUCAAAAUCGCUUGGCGGAACACAAGUACGCCAUACGGGUAGGCAAUGAAGACUACCCCAUGGCAAGGCACUACAAGUCCUUACACCAUGGCAACCCUGCCUCCCUACAAGCUAUGGGUAUUGAUCAUAUUCCGGCCUCUAUUAGAAAAGGGGACCGUCUUAAACAGUUAAACCAAAGGGAAAGUUUUUGGAUUUACAAACUACAGGCCACUAAGUACCCUGGUUUAAAUGAAGAUAUGGAUUUCUCACCCUUCCUGUAGGGUCAUGAUGGGUCCAUUUGCUGUCAUCUAGUGGACAUUUUGCUCUAUUGCCCUCAGCUAUGUUUGGACUGUUGUUCAUGUUUUGCUGUGGUCUAGUGUACCGUGGAAUAUAUUGCUUUCUUGUUCUGGACACUUCUCCCAGUCAUGGUUAGGGUUGGGACUGCCUCUCUGGGUGUUCUGAUGCUUCUAACUUGGAGUUGUAUACUCAUGAUAACAUAGCUACAGUAUUUCACCUUUUCAUUUGUAUAUUAUUGCUUACUAGUUGUGUCCAAUUUGGUAACCACUCCCUAUUCUAAUUAGGGCUAAUUGGAAAAGCCUUUCAAAAGAGGACAUUGUAUUCUCCCUUUUCUGUACUCCCUGACGAAGGCCAUGCAGCCGAAACGCGUCGGUUUUUAACAACUUUGUUUCUAUUGAACAUGCCAUACUAAUAAAGGCAUUUUAAUUU